Notodromas monacha is the source of this 2832-nucleotide messenger RNA. The record is from the annotation of a GenBank genome assembly. NCBI's taxonomy places the organism in Eukaryota, Metazoa, Arthropoda, Ostracoda, Podocopida, Cyprididae.
AUGUAUCAAUUUGCUUUCCUUCGCGAAAAAGAAAUCCCCACGGCGACAACGCCCAACGCCAAUUUUUUCGGCGUCGUGAGCAAGUGUAACAUUCCGAUCGACAUCUCGAGUGCAGCACAGCACAGUACACAGUCCGUACCGAGCAGUGGUCGGUCGCGCGUCGACAUCUGCACUCCGACACUGUCGCGUCGUCGCAAAGAGUUCCUCGUGCCCGUGAAGGUCGUGCUGGACGCCAAAUGUGCCGCCUCCUCUCCGCGCUUGCCGCCGAAGAACUCGCAACGCGCUCUCGCAUCUGCCGCCAAUAAUCAUCAUCAUAGUAAUAAUAAUAACAACAACACUUCCUCCACCACGACCACGAUGAUGACCACUACGACGCUCAUGAAGAAAACGGAGGUUGUGGAGGGGCAAACGUGUUUGAAUCCCGUGCGAUUGAAGCAUAACAACAACAACAGUGAGACGACGACGACAACGACGGCAGCAAACAACAACACUGCUGGUGCGUCUCGGAGACACAAUUGUAUCAGCAGCAGCAACAGUUCUGCUCCUGGUGGUGGUGGUGGUCGACGUCCGCCAAAGGAAACUCUCAUCCGAGUGAACCUAGAGGUCGUUCCUCCCGAGUCGGGUGACAAUAAGAGGAGCGUGGAAAAGGAUGUAGUCGAGUUGAGCAGCGAGAACUCCUCUGCCACGUACAACAAGAGGAUGAUGUCGUCGACUUCGUCGUCGUCUUCGUCUUUGUCUUUGUUGAGAGACUCGGGGCACAGUGGCGGCACCGGUGAUGGGCCGAUGCGAGAAACUCUCAUCAAGGUUGGCGUGGACUCACCGUCGACGUCUCGUCGAUCGUUGUGCAGACCACCACCACCGCCGCCUCCGUCUUCGUUUUCGGCUCGUCGACGCAGCGACUCGUUGUCGCGGCCGUCGGGAUUUGAGUCGGCAAACACGACGAUGAUGAUGAUGAGUCGAGGGACGUCGUCGUCGUCGUCUUCGUUGUUGACCAAGACAUCGCAGAAGAAGAAGAAGACUAACAAUAAUAAUCCUAGUAGCCCUACUACGAAUUCACCGAUUGACUCACGCAGCAGCAGCAGGUGGCUCGGCGUCGGUCGUCGGAGUGCUAGUCACGAACAAACCUGGAGGAGGACUCUGUCUGGCAGCUCACCGCACUUGGUGUCGGUGUCGUCGUUGCUGCAGAAAAAGCAGGAGCGGGAGGACGAGCAGCGAAGAAAAUUGACGCGUCUUCAGCAGCAGCAGCAGCUGCAGCAGCGUUCGUCUCCAUUUGUGGCCAAGGACGAAAAAGAAGAACAAGAAGACAACGACGACAACAACGUGGAUUACAUUGAAGAUGAUGAUUGUGGACAUCGAGAACUCAAGUAUGUCGGCAGGUGGAUCCCAAGGCCAACGUUGCGCCGCAAACCGUCGCCACCUUGUUCUCGUCCUCCUCCUGCACCUGCAUCAGGUACAAGUGCUGCUGGUGGUAGUGGAUGCCGCAGUGGCAGCAGCAGCAACACCACCAAUUUGUGGCGCAGCUUGGCCAACCAGUCGUCGCCCAACUGGUCCGACUCGUGGGACCGACUCGAGAUUGAAGAGACGAAGACGACGACGAGUGAAGGGAAACGAGAAGACGACGACGAAUGUGUUGGUGGUGGUGGUGGGAAGACAAACAACAGAGUUGAAGAUGAAGAGCAAAACGCGUCUCCGGGCAUGGAGCCCAAGUUUCCGUCCGCGUCGGUCAUGACGCGUGUGCAGAAGUUUGAGAAGCUCGUGUCGACGACGACGACGACGGCGACGGCGUCCCCCGGCUGGGUGCGGUAUCGCGACGCUGUGGGUGGCUUGAGAGGAGAAGCCACCACCACCAGCAUCGGCGGUGGUGGUGUUGGUGGUGGUGGUGGUCGUCGGAAGGAAACGUGGGCGUCGACGCCGUGUCUGUCUAGGCCGGAAAGGAACUCUAAUGUGUCGGAAGCGGGCAUGUUGUCGUCGUCGUCAUCGUCGUCGACGACGGCGACCUCGACGACGACGGAAUCGAGUGACAGCGGUGACGAAAAGUCGGACGCGUCGUCGUCGUACAAAAAUAUUUGCCAGAGCAACAACGAUCAAACUAUCGAGAAUGGAGGAGGAGAAGAAGAACAAGAACAAGCGCUAAAAGAAAGCGUCAAACCCGACGAGGUUCUCUCCACGAUCCCGAUGUUCUUCAGGGCAGGAGUGCUGUCCCAGUUGGAGAGCCUGAGAGACGAGCGGAUCCAGGGUCGAAUCGUGAUGUUGCAGGCGUAUUGCAGAGGAUGUUUGGCGAGGCGGAAAUUGGCGAAACGGCGGGUGGAGGAUGUGGCCAUCAGGUGCAUCCAGAGGAACGUGUCCAAGUACCUGGCGGUCAGGUCCUGGCCCUGGUGGCGCCUCUACACCAAAGUGGCCCCGUUGCUGAACGUGCAUCGAACCGAAGAAGAGCUCAAGUCCCGCACCGAAGAAGUGGAGACGUUGCGAGCAAAAGUGGAAAAGGCAGACAAAGAACGGGGCCUGCUGAAAUCGGCAAACGAUCGUCUCGAAGCUCGGGAUGGGCGGAAAAAAGUUUAUUUGGUUCGUCAUUUUGGCGCCGUUGCGUUUGCCGAAGUCGACGGAGAUGGUCUCGGGGAGUGUUUUUGCCAGUGCCGAGGUCGACGGUCAGUGUCGCACACGGUGUCACCGUCCUUUGGAACAGAAGAGGAGGAGGAAUUGAAUUACGGUUUCGAACAAGACCCUCCUUUAUUAUGCGUAGAGAAUAAUAUUAAUGGCCUCACAUAUGGCUCCAAUUUCCGAGGCCGGGGAGAUGACGUGGUCAGCUUGUGCCAAGUUAUGCGGGAUUCUUAG